Messenger RNA from Varanus komodoensis (Komodo dragon), 2917 nucleotides. RefSeq names its product POU class 6 homeobox 1 (gene POU6F1). The record is from RefSeq and is a predicted model, not a curated record. The transcript is spliced from 12 exons. NCBI's taxonomy places the organism in Eukaryota, Metazoa, Chordata, Lepidosauria, Squamata, Varanidae. Bases 480 to 2330 code for a protein of 616 amino acids. Gene Ontology annotation, molecular function: RNA polymerase II cis-regulatory region sequence-specific DNA binding; DNA-binding transcription factor activity, RNA polymerase II-specific. Gene Ontology annotation, biological process: regulation of transcription by RNA polymerase II.
CAGCAGCUAAAAAAUCCCGAGUCUCAAAAUCUGCCCCCUCGUUCUCCCCCCAGGCGGGGCAGGGGCUUGGGUGGCUGAAACUGGGGGGAAUGCCUGAUGCCAAACAUUGGGAACAGCGGUUGCACAAGGGUUUGAGCCCGGCUGGGCCCGGGGGGAGCGCCGCCUCCCUGGCCCCCCUUUUUGUGUGUGCAGCAACCUUCGCUCCUGCUGCUGUGAGAUGAAUUUUUAAUUAUUCCCAAGGAAAAAAAAAGAAAAAGACCGGCUCGGAGGAGCCCCGGCCCGGGCAGGGGGCGAGCGGGUCCCUCCCGGCUGCUCAGCGAGAAUCAGCCAACAGAGGUCUUUGUUAACUAACCCAUCGCAACACAGUCUUUCCAGGAAUGAGAAUGAGUCAUCUUGCAUAAGAUUAGAAACUGAGAAUAUUGGGGAGUAGCCAGUAUGUGACACCUCGAAGGCUACCCCAUAUCUUCCACCAGUCAGUCAUGGACACGGUGCCCCCACAAGAAGCCUCCCUGACAGUGAAUGAGCAGGUGAUUGUGAUGUCAAGUCAUGAGACAAUUCGGGUGCUGGAGGUGGGGGUGGAUGCUCCACUCCCAGUGGAGAAGGAAGGGAAAGCUCUGGAAACAGCAGCACCUGAAAGAGAGGCUCCGGUAAGCUGCCCUCCAGAGUCCAGCAAAACAAGGGAAGAAGUAGAGCAAAACUCAGAGAAGGCAUGUGGAGAGUCAGGUGGUGAGGUAAAGACAUUGCCUGAAAUUCCUUCGGCACCUAUCCCUGGAGUUGUCCCUUUCAGCCAAGUAACAAGCCAGCAAACACAGACUCUAACACCUGUCACAGUGCAAGCAGCGCCACAGGUCUUGACUCAGGAAAACUUAGCAACAGUUGUGACAGGCGUAAUGGUUCCAGCAGGGGCAGUUACUCAACCUCUUCUUAUCCCCAUCAGUAUUGCAGGUCAAGUGGCAAGUCAGCAGGGGCUGGCUGUGUGGACAUUUCCUGCAGCAACGGUCGCUGCCCUCCCAGGACUGACGGCUGCCUCUCCUACUGGGGGAAUUUUCAAAUCACCUAUAGCCAAUUUGCAAGCUGCUGCAGUGCUGAACACAGCAAUACAAGCCCCUCUGCAGCCAGCCCAGCCUAUCCAGGCACAGCAAACCGUCCAGCCGCGGCCACCGGUCCAAACACAGACAGUAUUCCAGCCGCAGCCGCAGCCACAGCCAGCCAUUUUGCCGCAGCCUGCCGCAGCAUCCACACCACCUGUUGCCAAGCCGUUGGAAACUCAAACACAGAUUACGGUCCAACCAGCAGGGUUUGCCUUUAACCCUGGAAUAAUCAGUGCGGCUUCCCUUGGAGCACAAACCCAGCUGCUCAGCUCUCUGGCGGCCACACCAGUGAUUGCAAAUACCAUUCCCAGUGUGCAAGGGAUUACUGGACAAAUCCUGACCAAUGCUCAGGGACAAGUUAUCGGGACUCUCCCCUGGGUGGUAAACCCAACCGGAAUUGCCACGGCCAGUGCCACCCCUGCCACACUGCCGACACAGAAUCUACAGGUGCAGGCGGUGACCCCGCAGCUGCUUUUGAACGCCCAAGGCCAGGUCAUUGCCACCUUGGCCAGCAGCACCAUCCAGACAGCAGCGGCUGUCCGGAAACCCAGCACUCCAGAAUCCCCAGCAAAGAGUGAGGUCCAGCCGAUUCAGCCGGCUCCAACUUUAUCGCAGCCAACUGUAGUGAUUGCAAGCCCUCCCCCUGCAGCCAAACUAGCUUCUGCUCCAGUCCCCAUCACCUGCUCGGAGACCCCAACCAUCAGCCAGCUGGUUUCCAAGCCUCAGCCUCCAAACAGUGGAAAUGAUGAAGAUGGAAUAAAUCUGGAGGAGAUUAGAGAGUUUGCCAAGAACUUCAAGAUCCGACGCCUGUCUCUGGGUCUGACACAGACACAGGUGGGGCAGGCGCUGACUGCAACAGAAGGGCCUGCAUACAGCCAGUCUGCUAUAUGCAGGUUCGAAAAACUGGACAUCACUCCCAAGAGUGCACAGAAGCUGAAGCCCGUGCUGGAGAAGUGGCUGAGUGAGGCUGAGCUGCGGAACCAGGAAGGCCAGCAGAACCUGAUGGAGUUUGUGGGUGGCGAGCCCUCCAAGAAGCGGAAACGCCGCACGUCUUUCACGCCGCAGGCCAUCGAGGCCCUGAAUGCCUACUUUGAGAAGAAUGCCCUGCCCACGGGCCAGGAGAUCACAGAGAUUGCCAAGGAGCUCAAUUAUGACCGUGAGGUAGUCCGGGUCUGGUUCUGCAACCGGCGACAGACACUCAAAAACACCAGCAAACUCAAUGUUUUUCAGAUCCCUUGAAGGCCAGGGCAAGUCUCAAGAGCCUUGCGUCCCCUGCAUUGCUGCUGUGAGCACUUUGUGGCUAAUUUUCCCCUGCACCUGUCAACCCUUUUACAGUGAUGACUGGUGUGGAAGGAGUGAGAUAGGAUUUCCUCUUGUUUUGAUGUGUCCCAGCCUUUUUUCCUCACAUGACCUGAUCGUGUAUGUGUCGGCUGUGUCCUUCCUCCCCGAGUGUUGUUCUGGAGCUGUGAAGGGUUUAGGAAUACAUAUGCAUAUAGCUUCUUUCUGUGGCAGACAAAGCAUUGUCUGGUUUUUUUUAAUGGAUUUCCUGUGCUGUUGGGUUUUUUUAAACAGUAGCAUUAGGACCGCCACCAGAAAAGCAUCUACCACAAAAUCCUGUUUCAUUUCAACAAGAAAUUUGUGAAACUUUACUUCAUUUUAACCUUUUUUCAUAGACAGUUUUACCUCUUCAUACCUGGUAGCAGACCCAGUUAACAAUAUCUAAGCAGAGUAGUGGCAUAAUUUAUAUCUCCUUUUUCUUGUGAAUACGAUUAUUAUUAUUAUACAGAGCACUAUUAAACUAAAAGACUUUUUAUUCACUGAAAAAA